Molecule: messenger RNA, 2186 nt
Organism: Panicum virgatum (switchgrass)
Lineage: Eukaryota; Viridiplantae; Streptophyta; Magnoliopsida; Poales; Poaceae
Product: cysteine-rich receptor-like protein kinase 10
Exons: 7
Coding region: 1-1980 (659 amino acids)
Biological process (GO): protein phosphorylation
Molecular function (GO): ATP binding; protein kinase activity
Source: RefSeq, a predicted model, not a curated record
AUGGCGGUCGUCAACAUCUUGAUGCUCGUGCCAUGGUGGGCCAUGGCGAUCGGAUCGGUGUGCGGCAGCGCCGGCAACUACACGGCCAACGGCACCUACCAGAGCAACCUGGUGUCCCUGUCCAGGACCCUCCCCGGCGACACCUCCUCCUCGCCGCAGCUCUUCGCCACCGCCACCUCCGGCCAGGCCGGGGCCCCCGACGCGGUGUACGCGCUGGCUCUGUGCCGCGGCGACAUGGCCUUCAACAGCAACCUCACCGGCUGCAGCGCCUGCGUCGCCGGCGCGUUCCAGUACGCGCAGCAGAGCUGCCCCAACGGCAAGGCCGCCGCCGUGUACGACGACUACUGCACCCUCGGCUUCUCCGACAGCAGCGCCAUCCUCCGAACAGGGUUCUCCGAUAGGAGCACCCUGUUCCAGUCCUGGUACUAUCUGAACAUCCCCGGCGGCGACCCCGCCGCGGUGGGCGCCGGCGUCCGCGACAUGCUCAACCAGACCGCCCAGCUCGCGGCCGCCAGGACCGCCAGGUUCGUCACCGCCUUCAUGGACGGCUCCAGCGGCGCCGUCAGGACCACGCUCUACCCCUUGGCGCAGUGCACGCCGGACCAGUCCGCCGCCGACUGCCUGGCGUGCCUCCAGGGGCUCGUCGGCGUGCUCAACGCCACCACGUCGGUGCGCCUCGGAGGCCAAAUCCACAUCCUGCGCUGCCACCUCAAGUACGAGAACAUGAGGUUCUUCAACGAUGACAACGCCUCCAUGGUCCGGAUCACGCCGUCGUCGUCUGUGACUCCGGCACCGCCGGCUCCCACCACCAACAAAACUACUAGAGCUAGGCCGCCCUGGGUGAUUCCCCUGAUCGUGGCGCCUCCUGUGGCGGCGCUGCUCUACUUCGUCGUCUUCUACUGCCGCCGCCGGCGAACAAGACGGAGAUCGAGAUACACAAGAGUGGAUUGGGAAAUGGAGGCCGAGCUCUCGGAGUUUUCGGUCUUCGACUUCGAUGACAUACUGGACGCCACAGAUAAUUUUUCCGAAGAGAACAAAUUGGGGGAAGGUGGCUUUGGCCCCGUAUAUAAGGGAGUGUUUCCCGAUGGAGUUGAGAUAGCUGUCAAGAGGCUCGCUUCACAUUCAGGACAAGGUUUCGUGGAGUUCAAGAACGAGGUACAACUCAUAGCCAAACUCCAGCACACAAAUCUCGUUAAGCUCUUGGGAUGCUGCUCUCAAGGAGACGAGAAAAUCUUGGUCUAUGAAUACUUGCCAAACAAAAGCUUGGACUUCUUUAUCUUUGAUGAAACUAGAAAAACUUUGUUAGAUUGGAACAAACGCCUAGAUAUAAUUGAAGGAAUAGCGGAAGGACUUCUCUACCUGCAUAAGCACUCCCGGUUGCGUGUCAUACAUCGAGACCUUAAACCAAGUAACAUUCUCUUGGACAACGAAAUGAAUCCUAAAAUUUCGGACUUUGGGCUAGCAAAAAUAUUUAGCUCAAAUAACACCGAAGAAAGCACUACAAGGAGAGUGGUCGGUACAUAUGGCUACAUGGCUCCCGAGUAUGCAUCUGACGGCCUCUUCUCUAUCAAAUCAGAUGUAUUCAGCUUUGGUGUUCUCCUUCUUGAGAUCCUUAGUGGAAAAAGGAAUUCUGAUAGCCAAGAAUGUGGAGAUUUUAUCAAUGUCCUUGGAUAUGCAUGGCAAUUAUAUGAAGAGGAAAGAUGGAGUGAACUCAUUGAUACAUCAUUGGUACCCAUGCAUAACUUGGCUGAAAUAAGAAGGUGCAUGAACAUUGCUCUGCUAUGUGUUCAAGAGAACGCAGCAGAUAGACCAACCAUGUUAGAUGUUGUUGCAAUGCUAAGUAGCAAGACUAAGAUCCUGGCUGAGCCAAAGCACCCAGCAUAUUUCAAUGUACGGGUGGGAAUUGAAGUGGCAUCCACUACCACUACCCAGUCAUGCAGUAUCAACGACAUGACCAUAUCUAUCACAACAGCUAGAUAGUUUUUAUUUCUGCCAUGUGGGGUUCACUCAGAUAAUGUAUCAAAUUAUGGCACUCUAGGUUGUUAUAUAGUGCUUAGUUUAAGUGGCGUAAUGUGUAUAUAGGUUUCUCUGUUUAUCUUAAUUGAAAUGUACUUUAUCCAUCUUACUUGUUAUUGUAGCUGCCAGGCUCCCUUUUGUUGCAGCAGCAGCAGCCAGGCUGCCGAACA